Messenger RNA from Clonostachys solani, 225 nucleotides. The record is from the annotation of a GenBank genome assembly. NCBI's taxonomy places the organism in Eukaryota, Fungi, Ascomycota, Sordariomycetes, Hypocreales, Bionectriaceae.
AUGGAGACCUACAAGAGCAGGUUGGGGGCAGAUCAUCCUGAUACGCUGACCAGCAUGAAUAACUUGGCUUAUACUUGGAACUCUAUGGAUAAGGACACCGAAGCUAUCGACUUGAUGCAAAUGUGCAUUCGCUUUAGCAAGAUUAAACUAGGAGUGGACCAUCCACGUACACGAUCAUCAGUCCUAGCUCUAGCUAUGUACGGCAGCCAAUUGAAGCUAUUCUAA